Acaulospora morrowiae is the source of this 660-nucleotide messenger RNA. The record is from the annotation of a GenBank genome assembly. NCBI's taxonomy places the organism in Eukaryota, Fungi, Glomeromycota, Glomeromycetes, Diversisporales, Acaulosporaceae.
AUGUCAGCUUCCAGGGUAAACCAAACUUUUUACCUAGUGGUCUUAACGGUGGCCCUCAGUUGUAUAAUAAUAAUCCCGUUCAGAGCCUGUGAGGCAUCACCGCAAGCUAACGACGACGCUCCUUACCCUCCUGAAGGCAACACUUCAACUAAAAAUGAUCAUGCCAACGACCAAAUCGUAAUGGUCGUAUUCUACUUUAUUUUUGAAGUUCUAAGUUACCUUUUUCACUAUAUAUAUACGAUUAUGUACUAUUUGCUCUAUAUGCCAAUUUAUAAACUUUACAUGAUGUUUGUGUACCAGCCCACAGUUUAUGUAUGGAGUGUAUUAUCAUUAUUUUCUCCAUUGCUCGCAUUCUUUAGUGCCGCAGCAUUUUUUGGAAUUUGUGUUGGAGGCACAGCGGGAUGGUUCUCGGAGGUGAUUAUAGGGGUGUUGACCGCCCCGAGUAACGAUGAAGUAGCAUUAAACGAAUUAAAGAAAAAAAGACACGUGGCAAAACUGAGAAGGCAACUCGCCAAUUUGAAGGCUAGGAAUGGAGGGAGAAUUCCCAAAGAGUUUUAUCGACGUCAAGGCGCUACCCCUCGAAAGAAUAUUUUGCAGAAUGGCAUGUUUGACGAUUAUGGAAGCGAUUAUCGCAAGGAUUAUUCCGCCGGGGGGGAGUGA